AUGACAACGCCCCUGAAAUUCCUGGUUAUUGCCUUUGCCGUUCUGGCCUGCGCCUAUGGCGAUGUCUCCCAUUUGGGUUACGACUACGCUCCUCCGGCCCCAGCUCCGGUCUACCAGCCAGCUCCUGCUCCGGUCUACCAGCCUGCUCCAGCACCAGUUGUGAUCCCUGCUCCUGCUCCCGCUCCAGUGGUGAUCCCUGCUCCUGCUCCCGCUCCAGUGGUGAUCCCAGCUCCAGCUCCCGUGAGGACCUACGUCCCACCCGCACCCAUCAGCAUCCCAGCCCCAGCUCCCGCUCCCAUCAGGAUCCCAGCCCCUGUCUACCAGCCAGCUCCUGCUCCUGCUCCCAUCAGCAUCCCAGCUCCGGCUCCAAUCCAGAUCUCCGCUCCCGCCCCAGUGAACACCUACAUUCCCCCCGCACCUGCACCAGCUCCGGUUUACCAGCCAGCCCCUGCUCCCAUUCCCGUGAGCAUCCCGGCCCCAGCUCCCGUUUACCAGCCUGCUCCUGCUCCAGUUGUGAUCCCUGCGCCUGCUCCAGCUCCAGUUGUGAUCCCCGCUCCUGCUCCAGUUGUGAUCCCAGCUCCAGCUCCCGUGAGGACCUAUGUCCCACCUGCACCAAUCAGCAUCCCAGCUCCGGCUCCCGUUUACCAGCCAGCUCCCAUCAGCAUCCCAGCUCCCGCUCCCGUCUACCAGCCAGCCAACACUCAGGUUCUGGAGGAGAUCGAGCCCGCUUCCAAUGAUGGAUACCGCUACAAGACCGUGCGUCGUCGCGUCUACCGUCACCGCUUCUAA
Molecule: messenger RNA, 789 nt
Organism: Drosophila santomea
Lineage: Eukaryota; Metazoa; Arthropoda; Insecta; Diptera; Drosophilidae
Product: skin secretory protein xP2
Exons: 2
Coding region: 1-789 (262 amino acids)
Source: RefSeq, a predicted model, not a curated record